AUGAAGCUUCUCGGUAUGGCGGCGCUCUGCGCGCUCUUGUCUUUUGUUGCCGGCACGGACAGUGGUGUCGUCCACUACGUGCGCGGCCUCGAGGUGCAGCCGGGUGGUCGCGAUCUCGCCGACACCGCUUGGAGCGGCAGCAUCGCGUUCGACCUCCAGAGCAUUGCCAAGGACGGUGUGACGUCCGAGAACGGCGAGAACCUCAUCAAGAACAUCCAGCAGGCCAUGAAGGUCGGCCAACUCGCUGCCACGGACGGCCCAGGCCUCGUCAACUCGAUCCGAAAAGUCAUCAAGAGCGGCGCCAACGCCAAGGACGGCACCGCCAUCCGUGUUUGA
This is a messenger RNA of Saprolegnia diclina VS20, 336 nucleotides long. RefSeq lists its product as hypothetical. The transcript has 2 exons. Bases 1 to 336 code for a protein of 111 amino acids. NCBI's taxonomy places the organism in Eukaryota, Oomycota, Saprolegniomycetes, Saprolegniales, Saprolegniaceae. The record is from RefSeq and is a predicted model, not a curated record.